Molecule: messenger RNA, 1737 nt
Organism: Telopea speciosissima
Lineage: Eukaryota; Viridiplantae; Streptophyta; Magnoliopsida; Proteales; Proteaceae
Product: heterogeneous nuclear ribonucleoprotein Q-like
Exons: 9
Coding region: 224-1681 (485 amino acids)
Cellular component (GO): nucleus
Molecular function (GO): mRNA binding
Source: RefSeq, a predicted model, not a curated record
UCUCUGAGCAUAACUCAUGCGGCCCAAAUCCCAUCGAAGUUAUUGUUACUCUGCAAAUCCUGUUGGCCUUACGCUUAUAUUCUCAUCCACCUCCUAUCCAUAUCCCUAUAUUACGGAAAUGCUCCUGGCUUCUGUGAAUCCUGCACAGUUGCCGUGCAAGCUUGCAGGUGGUUUAGGUGGUGGUAGAACGUAGUGGAUGACCACCAGUGGGAUCUGAGGAGCCAUGGUUGAGGACACUCCCACUGUUGAAACUGAGGAGCAAGUGGAUCUUGAUGGUGACAACUACAUUGAAGAGAUGAUGGAUGAUGAUGUUGAAGAACCAACAGAGGAGGACAGAGUUGAAGGAGGUGAGGAUGAACUUGCGGAUGAGGAGCAAGAGGCUUCAAAAACUGAGAGCAGAAAUGAUCCAUCUUUGGAAACCGAUAAAAUUCACCAUGCUGUUGAAUCCGUGGAGGAUGGGGAGAAGCCUGCCCCUCCUAUCGAUGAAGAAGACAAAGAGAAAUUUGCUGAGCUUCUUGCCCUUCCUGCUCAUGGUUCUGAGAUCUUUAUUGGUGGCCUUCCUCGUGAAGUCACAGAAGAUGAUUUGAGGGACCUCUGUGAACCAAUUGGCAAUAUUUCAGAGAUAAGGCUGAUGAAGGAUAAGGACAGAGGAGAAAGUAAGGGUUAUGCUUUUGUAACAUUUAAUUCAAAGGAUUUGGCCAAAAAAGCCAUUGAAGAGCUCCAUAACAAAGAAUUUAAGGGAAGAACCUUAAGGUGUUCACUCUCUCAAACUAAACACAGGUUGUUCAUUGGCAACAUCCCGAAGAGCUGGUCAGAGGCUGAACUUAGAAAAGUCAUUGAGGAGAAUGGUCCCGGAGUUGAAAACAUUGAGCUAUUGAAGGAUCCACAAAAUCCGAGCCGCAACCGGGGUUUUGCAUUCAUUGAGUAUUACAAUAAUGCCUGUGCUGAUUAUGCUCGACAAAAAAUGUCCAAUGUGAAUUUUAAGUUGGAUGGCAACACUCCCACCGUCAGCUGGGCUGAUCCUAAGAGUGCACCUGAUUCUUCUGCUGCGGCCCAGGUGAAGGCUCUUUAUGUGAAAAACUUGCCCGACAACACUACAACUGAGCAAUUGAAGGAAUUAUUUCAACGGCAUGGGGAAGUUACAAAAGUUGUUCUGCCUAUUGCUAAAGCUGGGCAGAGCAAGCGGGAGUUUGGAUUCAUCCAUUUUGCGGAAAGGUCAAGCGCACUGAAGGCUGUUAAAGAAACAGAGAAGUAUGAAAUUGCUGGCCAAGUAUUGGAUGUUUCCCUUGCUAAGCCUCAGAAUGACAAGAAAAGUGAUGCAGCUUUUUCCUAUAAACCGGGAGCUGUUCCGAAUUACCUUCCUUAUGCUGGCUAUGGUUUGGUGGGGAAUCCAUAUGGAACUCUAGGCUCAGGAUAUGGUGCUGCUACUGGAUUUCAGCAGCCAGUGAUAUAUGGCAGGGGGCCAAUGCCAGCUGGUAUGCAAAUGGUGCCAAUGGUUCUACCUGAUGGUCGGAUUGGAUAUGUUCUUCAGCAACCUGGUGCACCUGCAUCAGCCAUGCCAGGAAGAAUGAUCGAAGCAGCGGCUCUGGUGCACUGCAAGGACGAGGAAGUGGUGAUGGCAACCGUAGCCGAAGGUACCAUCCUUACUAGCACUAGCCAAAAGGACGGUGACAUCUUCUAGUCGGAUAAGUAGCUAAGAAGUAACACAAAGAAGAUUAAGUGGUUUACUUCGUGCUU